CUCCCGGCGGAGUCCACGCCUUCUCUUUGCGAGUCUUCUGCACUAGCCUGGUCUCAGCGAGCUCAAAAUUUCACGGUCCACUGUCGCUUCCGAGGGGCAGGAGCGGAGGCGCUUCGCGGGACCCGUGGCGGGAGGCGAGAACCGGAGGAGCGGGGGAGCAUGGACCAAACCCUGCUGCUCUGGCACCAUGACGCUCGCCCGCUUCGUGGUAGCUCUGGUUUUAGGGGCGCUCCCCGAAGUGGUCGGCUUUGAUCUAGUCCUCGGGUAUCCCCUCCACCACCGUUAUCGCCAUUCGCUCCCUCCGGGUCCCCCGCACCCUUACUACCUUCCCACCCAGCAGCGGCAACAGAGGACGCCUCCGUCGCCCUCUCUCCCGCGCGUCCCGCGCGUCCCGCGCCCCCCGCCCGCGCUCCAUGCCCAGCGCCUGCACGCCCUCCAUGCCGGGCGCACGCCCGGGCCACACCCCGGGGACUGCCCGGCCGGCGAGCCCUGGGUCAACGUGACGGACUUCGGCGCCCCGUGUCUGCUCUGGGCAGAGGUGCCACCCUUCCUCGAACGGUCGCCCCCGGCGAGCUGGGCUCAGCUGCGAGGGCAGCGCCACAACUUCUGCCGGAGCCCGGACGGCGCGGGCAGACCCUGGUGCUUCUAUGGGAACGCCCACGGCAAGGUGGACUGGGGCUACUGCGACUGCAGACACGGGUCAGUACGACUUCGAGGUGGCAAAAAUGAGUUUGAAGGCACAGUGGAAAUCUUUGCGAAUGGAGUUUGGGGCACAGUGUGUAGCAGCCACUGGGAUGAUUCCGAUGCAUCAGUCAUUUGUCACCAGCUGCAGCAGGGAGGAAAAGGAGUAGCAAAACAAACCCCGUUUUCUGGACUGGGCCUUAUUCCCAUUUAUUGGAGCAAUGUCCGUUGCCGAGGAGAUGAAGAAAAUAUACUGCUUUGUGAAAAAGACAUCUGGCAGGGUGGGGUGUGUCCUCAGAAGAUGGCAGCUGCUGUCACAUGUAGCUUUUCCCAUGGCCCAGCGUUUCCUGUCAUACGCCUCGUGGGUGGGAGCAGCAUCCGGGAAGGCCGAGUGGAGCUCUACCAUGCUGGUCAGUGGGGGACUGUCUGUGAUGACCAGUGGGAUGAAGCAGAUGCAGAAGUGAUCUGCAGGCAGCUGGGCCUGAGUGGCAUUGCCAAAGCAUGGAACCAGGCAUAUUUUGGGGAAGGCUCUGGUCCAAUAAUGUUGGAUGAGGUACGCUGUACUGGGAAUGAGCUUUCUAUUGAACAAUGUCCAAAGAGUUCCUGGGGAGAGCAUAACUGUGACCAUAAAGAAGAUGCUGGAGUGUCCUGUACCCCUCUGACAGAUGGGGUCAUCAGACUUGGAGGUGGUAAAGGCAGCCAUGAGGGUCGCCUGGAGGUGUAUUAUAGGGGACGGUGGGGGACUGUCUGCGAUGAUGGCUGGACUGAGCUGAAUACAUAUGUGGUUUGCCGACAACUGGGAUUUAAAUAUGGCAAACAAGCCUCUGCAAACCACUUUGAAGAAAGCACAGGGCCCAUAUGGUUGGAUGAUGUCAGCUGCUCCGGAAAGGAAACAAGUUUCACUCAGUGUUCCCGGAGGCAGUGGGGAAAGCAUGACUGCAGCCAUCGGGAAGAUGUUGGUAUCACCUGCUACCCUGGUGGCAAUGGACACAGACUAUCACUGGGUUUUCCUAUCAGACUGAUGGAUGGAGAAAAUAAGAAAGAAGGACGAGUGGAGGUUUUCAUCAAUGGCCAGUGGGGAACAAUUUGUGAUGAUGGGUGGACUGAUAAGGACGCAACUGUGAUUUGUCGCCAGCUUGGCUACAAGGGCCCUGCCAGAGCAAGAACCAUGGCUUACUUUGGGGAAGGGAAAGGCCCCAUCCAUGUGGAUAAUGUGAAGUGCACAGGAAAUGAGCGGUCCCUAGCUGACUGUAUCAAACAAGAUAUUGGAAGACAUAACUGCCGCCACAGUGAAGAUGCAGGGGUCAUUUGUGAUUAUUUUGGCAAGAAGGCAACAGGUAACAGUAAUAAAGAAUCCCUCUCAUCUGUUUGUGGUUUGAGAUUACUGCACCGUCGGCAGAAGCGGAUCAUUGGUGGGAAAAAUUCUUUAAGGGGUGGUUGGCCUUGGCAAGUGUCCCUCCGGCUUAAGUCAUCCCAUGGAGAUGGCAGGCUCCUUUGUGGGGCCACACUCUUGAGUAGCUGCUGGGUCCUUACAGCAGCACACUGCUUCAAGAGGUACGGUAACAGUACAAGGAGCUAUGCUGUUCGGGUUGGGGAUUAUCAUACUCUGGUGCCAGAAGAGUUUGAAGAAGAAAUUGGAGUUCAGCAGAUUGUGAUUCAUCGGGAGUAUCGACCUGACAGCAGUGACUACGACAUCGCCCUGGUUAGAUUAGAAGGACCAGAAGAGCAGUGUGUCAGAUUUAGCAGCCAUGUUUUGCCGGCCUGUUUGCCACUCCGGAGAGAGAGGCCACAGAAAACCGCCUCCAAUUGUUACAUAACAGGAUGGGGAGACACGGGACGAGCCUAUUCAAGAACUCUACAACAAGCAGCCAUCCCCUUACUUCCCAAGAGGUUUUGUGAAGAACGUUACAAGGGUCGGUUUACAGGAAGGAUGCUUUGCGCUGGAAAUCUACAUGAACACAAACGUGUUGACAGCUGCCAAGGAGACAGCGGAGGACCACUCAUGUGUGUUCGGUCAGGAGAGAGUUGGGUUGUGUAUGGGGUGACCUCCUGGGGGUAUGGCUGUGGAGUCAAGGAUUCACCUGGUGUCUAUACCAAAGUCUCAGCCUUUGUACCUUGGAUAAAAAGUGUCACCAAAUUGUAAUUCUUCACAUGGAAGCUUCAAGAGAAAAUACUGGAAAAUGUUCAACAUCCACAUUAGCACUCAGCCAGAGAUGCCAGCCAAAGGAGAUGAGAGCCAUGUUCCUUCUUUUGUGUUGUGAUUAAAUCAUGUGCACCAUUGCUGCUUGAGAAUUUGUGAUGUGAAUGUUGUUAGAUACCUCAGUGUAGUACUAAUUACCCUUAACUAGCAUUGUGGCCCACCCAAAAACUACUCUGGAGUCUUUAUUAGCAUUCUCCAGAGAUUACUGUGUAUCAAGAGUGCAGUAAGGCUGUUUUUACAUUCAUUUGGAUUUAGAGCUUAUAACUCAAUCAAUACUGUUUAUACUAGAAUCAAGGAGUGGCAUUGUUUAAUUAAGCUCAGAUUUUCUUCAGAAGGCUAAGACACCUUCACACAUUGAAAUCUCUGUAGCCUUUAACAACUGAGGAAAUCAACGGCCAAAAAAGUGAAGGAAUUCCAUUAUAAACCUAGACUAGGCUCAAUGAUCAUACAUUCCUGAAUGAAGCCUUUGUACUAUGCAUUAUGGCAACACAUACUACCCAGAAAUAUUUGGAAGAAUUCCUGAUGAAUGUUUUCAAGUUGUUGGAUGCACAACCUAAUUUAUCCACCUUAUUUGUUAACAUCCUCUAGCAAUUACUUUCAGCUACUUCAAAUUUACAACUUGAUACAAUUUUUCCUUGGCAUUAUGUGGUUUGCCGGACCAUGAUUUAAGAGUGCCAUCUAUUGCAACUUUCUUGUAAUGACUAAAAUCUGUAGACUUCCACUAUCCUGAUAGUCCCAGCUAAUAAAAACUGUUAAAAAUGCUUUCUCUGCUUAGUGAGAAAAAGCUCUAAAAGAAUUUAACUGUUUCAACCGCUUUAAUUAACACACCAGCUAUAUGCUAGGCACUGCUUUAAGUGGCUAUGGCCUUCAAUGACCAUUUUAAAAAGGCUGGUAAUGUUUUAUAGUAUCCCUAGCUUUCCAACAGGCCCAGAGGCCAAGGUGAGACCAGGAUCCAAACUUCUGGAGCCCCAGUGCUGAUCAGGUCAUUUUCAGCCUCCACUGCUGAGUAAAGGCAAGUUUUCCCUCUGGCUAUUUCUCAACAUAAUUAAGGGACAAUUAAGGGUGCUUUACUGUGCACCCUUUCAGGACAUUCUUGAUUAGCAAUGCAAAAUCUUAGGCCAAACAAAAAAGGCUUGCCUCUCAGGCUACUUAAUUAAUCACAAUGAUUGCUAAUAUCAAGGGCCCUUCAGUGUUUUAAAGUUUUUGUAGAUCCAUCGAAGAAAUAGAUGCAUAAAAACAGGUGAAAAAAAUCAGUGUGAACUUUAGGAUUAGAUCAUGUUUUAAGUAAUCCUUUUCAAUGGCUGUAUUAAUAUGGAAGGGACUUCACCCCUUUCUCUACUGCAUCUACUUGUACCCUUUUUGAAAAUCCUCAGCUUUGUAAAAAACUGGUGCUAACGUAAAGGUGCUUUAUAGUUUACGAUUUUGCAGAACUGCAAUGCUAUGUCAGGCAGAAUAACGUUAAACCUUUUGUAAAAGCUCAAGGUUUUGAUAAAGGCAUAACUUUUCAAGCAUUUACAACUAGUGAUGAUAGCGGUACAGACAGUGCACACUUGCACAAGGGCUGAGAAAACGUGCAAUACAGGAGAGAAAAUUUAUCUUUACAGAAACUUCGCACAGGCCACCUUUAUAACGAAAGUAUAGUGCUGAUGCAAGCAACAUUUAUACUGAAAUUUUAAUAGACUGGAUCGGGAAACUACUUGGCUCAUAAAAUAUGCCUUGAUAAUAGCUAAUUUUUUUUUCUUGUUAAAUGUUAAGUGUGACCUUUAAAAGACACAAGUGUUCAGUGCACAUCUGUGUGAAUAAAGUGCUUAGCUGCUCA
This is a messenger RNA of Acinonyx jubatus (cheetah), 4700 nucleotides long. RefSeq names its product serine protease 12 (gene PRSS12). Gene Ontology annotation, biological process: proteolysis. Gene Ontology annotation, molecular function: serine-type endopeptidase activity. The transcript is spliced from 14 exons. Gene Ontology annotation, cellular component: dendrite; membrane; synaptic cleft. The record is from RefSeq and is a predicted model, not a curated record. Lineage: Eukaryota; Metazoa; Chordata; Mammalia; Carnivora; Felidae. The coding region runs from base 188 to 2824 and encodes 878 amino acids.